Prorocentrum cordatum is the source of this 2683-nucleotide messenger RNA. Lineage: Eukaryota; Dinophyceae; Prorocentrales; Prorocentraceae. The record is from the annotation of a GenBank genome assembly.
GAGGAUUGCAAGUACUCAAAGAGGAAGGGACGAGGGCAAGCGGACAAGACGCGAGAAGAGGGCAAGUGAUCCCACGUCAGUCUCUCGCCGCUACGUCUACCUCAGGAUGCGAUCUGUACGCUCGACGCUCUGGCCGCCAGCAUGGAUGGGGCCAUACACGGGGAGCGGAAGUCAUUCGGGAACAAGAGCGAAGCGAGGAAGAGCGGGUUGGGGUGAGCAGGACAGGAGGCGCUGGGCUUGUCACACCGACGGGCCCGCUAUCGCGAGGGGCCUCAGAAAGGGGACUCAUCUCCAGCGCGCUCGCGUCAAAGCAGUGCGGAAAGAGGCUGCCACGCGCAUCAUCAUGCAGAGGUUCGGCGUCGUGCACUCGUUCGCUACCAGGGGCAGCGUCCACGGAUUCGACAUCGUGCAGCCGACGUUGACCACCAUCAGGCUGAGGGACAUCGCGGGCGGUCGUGGGCGUGCAACGUGCCAGAGCGCCACCAGCGGCAGCAGCGGCAUGGGCAUCAUCGUGCAGGGGUCGUGCAUCAGGAGCUUCUUCGGGAAGGGGACAUACGCCACCAGCGGCAGCUCCAGAAUCGGCAUCAUGCACUCGAACGCCACCACUGGCAGCGGAAUCGGAUUCGUCUUCGUGCAGCUGCGGUUGACCACCAGCGGGCUGAAGGUCAUCGCGAUCAGCUUCGUGCUCAUGCAGAGGUAGGCCACCGACGGGGGCAGAGGAGGAGGAGGAGGAGGAUGAGGAGGAGGAAGAGGAGGAGGAGGACGGGUCGCCUAAGCCCUUCGGAGAAACCUUCCAGCGCGAGCGUAGUGCGCGCAGCGACGGCCUGCCGCCGCCGCCACCCCGGCGGAAAGCCGAGAUCUGCGGGGUGCGCUCACCAGCGCAGGCGAAGACUCCCGCCGGCGGCGCACGAGGGACGCACCUGCUGUGGUUCGCACGCAGCGUUCUGAAAACAUCUCGUGCAGACCACAACAGGUUCUCACAACAGACCUUGGUGGGCCUGCACGCAAGCCAGGACGUUUCGCCACUGCUUGGCUGUCCCAGAUGCGGACCGGCAGGUUCUUCGGCGGGGCUAUGCGGCUGUGCGCCCCGGACAAGGGACCUUCGCCCGUCCGCACCAGCGCAUACGAAGGACCCCGACGGAAGGGGCAUAAAGUAGCGGCCCCCCUUGACUUUGGUGACGGAGGCACUGCGGCAGUGCCAGGGGCACAAUGUUUUUUUCGCCAGCGCGGACCAGCCACUGUCGUUCAAAUGCUGCUGCGCUCGAGGUAUGCGACUCUGUAGGGCUGAAUCAUCCGCCUGGCGCCGACCUUGUCAAAGAGGGCCAUGCAACUUAUAGGUCCAGUGUGAUUCGCCAUGGAACUAAGCAUCAACCGUUUCCUCUCAAUCGGUGAUACAAAUGAAAUGUGGGUGCGAUGCGUUCCAGCAUAACGCUGGACGCAAAGGUCAAAUAUGCGCAUCGGGCGUGAGUCGGUUUCUACAUCGCGAAGGAUUCCAUGUCGUGGCGCUCAAAUCUGAAAUCAAGAUCGUUGCAAAUAUUGUUCGCCUCCUGUCUGAUGUAUGUUCUUUUGUUGCCUUGGUUCCCGUGCAUCGACACCAAAACAUCUCUAGCUCUGGCACUGCGGGGUUCAGACAUGAUUACAUCAAGCUGUUUCGCCUUCAUGAUCGAGUAUGGCCGUAUUCGGUUACAGAACUCUUGAACGUCGCUAGGCACAGCAACAUGUAAACAACUUACACCAUCACUCCGCAUUCUCACAUUCGAACCUUUGCCAUCAAGAAUUGUAUCCUUGACUGCUUGUAGAAAGGCAUGGUUCUUUUGAGCAAUGGAAGCCGCAAACCUGAACUUUCUGCCAGACGGCACACACCCGAAAUAUGCAUCAGCAUCACAAAAACCAGCUAUGUACGCACACUGCUUCUCAUACAAUCGUUUACCAAACACUAGAUGUAUGCUGUACUCAUGAGGUGUGUUCAUCUGCGCUUUUGCCCGAACGUGUUCCAAUUUCGAUUUCAGAUUGUGUCUUUCCUGCUGGAUAUAGUCUGCGAUACGUUUGCCGGGAGCUCCCUGGAACAAGUGCCGAUGUGUAAUCAGCAAGCGUGCCUGCUCCUUCUUCAGCACAAGCGCGCCGUCUAAAGCAUCAAGGGCAGAAAAUACUGCGGGUCCUGUUAGAUCCCACCGGCACACUGGCCGGUUCUUUGGAUUGAUGCGUGUUUGCGAAAACGAAAUUGACUUGCUGCCGCCGUACAAGGAAUGGAAUUCGCCUGUAGCUAGAAGGCCUUCUGUUGUCAGGGAUAGCCCAAUCGAUAAUCCUGGCCUCAAUGUAUUUCGACAUUUCGACACAAAUAUAGAACCAUCCCCGUCGACGAAACCACCUCGCCAAUAUGGGUCUGACGCCCAACAUCCUGCCGUGUACUGGGCCUGCUGCUUUGGCACUCGGGUCAACAUCAUGCCAGUCAUCCAAUGUCAAAAGCGAGAUGUACUCAGCGUGGGGGCAUGACUCAUCAUGGUAGGGAUAUGUACUCUUACCUGCAGGAGCCGCUGAGCGUCAAUAAAACAAUUGCUGGCUGCAGCAUGGGCCCGGUAACUCCAGCCAGAACUGCUUGGCCCACACUGGCUUGAGCCCGCAAGGCUUGAGCCAAAAUGGCUACGGAGCAGUGCCAGGGGCACAAUGAGGGGAGGAGCGUUAC